This is a messenger RNA of Glarea lozoyensis ATCC 20868, 1347 nucleotides long. RefSeq names its product UDP-Glycosyltransferase/glycogen phosphorylase. The transcript is spliced from 2 exons. The record is from RefSeq and is a predicted model, not a curated record. Gene Ontology annotation, molecular function: UDP-glycosyltransferase activity. Lineage: Eukaryota; Fungi; Ascomycota; Leotiomycetes; Helotiales; Helotiaceae. Bases 1 to 1347 code for a protein of 448 amino acids.
AUGGGUUCCAACGAGAGACCUCUAGUCCUAAUAGGAUGCACACCAUAUUUCGGACAUAUGUCACCACUUCGUGCCAUCGCCACAGAUCUCGUCGAAAGAGGCUACGAAGUAACCUGGGUUAGCUCAAAUCACUACCAGGGUUUUGUUGAAGAGUCUGGAGCAACCUUUGUUCCUAUCUUAGGAUAUGGUGAUCUUUAUGAAGGAGAUCUCAAAACCAAAUUUGCGGCGAGAGAUCAGCUUCCUCCUGGGCCAGAGCAGUUGGCUUAUGAUCUUGAGCACGCUUUUGUCAAUUGUAUAUCCUCUCAAUACGAAGCACUUCAAAGAGCUAUGAAAAGCAUGACGGAGAAAUACCCUGGACGCCCGAUUGUUCAGGUUAAUGAGUCUGUGUUUAUGGGAGCACUCCCUAUCAUGCUUGGUGCGAAGGGGAUCAAGCCAGCAGGAACACUUGGUAUUGGUAUUAUUCCAAUCUGCUUGUCGAGCAUUGAUCUUCCUGCCUUUGGUCCUGGUCUCCCACCUGAUUCAUCGCCUGAAGGCCGAAUUCGCAACGCAGCAAUGGUCAAGUCAGUGUACGAGGGAUGGGCCGCUCCUGUACAAAAGAAAUUCGCGGGUGUGGUCGAAGAGACCGGCGCCGCAACCCCUACAAAGCACUUCUUCGAUUUGAUGUAUCUUGCACCUGACCGAUUCUUGCAAAUGUGCACACCUUCAGCGGAAUACCCACGAUCCGACGCGCCCGCAAGCAUCCAUUUUGCUGGAGGACUUCCCAAAGGCAAGCGAGCUGGCUUUACCGAGAAACCUAGCUGGUGGGACCAAAUUGUCAAUCCAGGAGGCAAAACAGUUGUGGCUGUCUCCCAAGGCUCAGUCGCUUUGAACUAUUCGGAUCUUACAAUUCCGGCUAUCGAAGCUUUCAAGGACCGCGAAGAUAUUAUUUUGGUGGUCGCUCUUGGAAAGAAGGGCGCAACUCUUGACGCGAGUAUUCCUGUUGGCAAGAAUACCUUUGUUUCGGAUUUCAUCCCAUUUGACGAGUUAUUGCCACUGUGUUCCGUUUUUAUUACCAAUGGAGGUUACGGAGGCUUUCAACAUGCUCUCUCCAACGGUACACCAGUUGUCGUCGCGGGUGCUACUGAAGAUAAGCCAGAAGUCGCGGCAAGAGCGGAAUGGGCUGGUGUCGGUAUCAACUUGAGAACAGGGACUGCAACUCCUGAAGCUAUUAGUACUGCUGUUGAUGAGAUCCUUAAGAAUCCAAAGUACAAAGAGCGAUCUAAGGAGCUGGAGGCUGAGAUGGCCACUUUCGAUCCUAUGGAAGCUGUUUCGAGAAACAUUGACGAGCUGGCGGCUGGGUUGAAGUGA